Molecule: messenger RNA, 935 nt
Organism: Mytilus trossulus (common blue mussel)
Lineage: Eukaryota; Metazoa; Mollusca; Bivalvia; Mytilida; Mytilidae
Exons: 3
Coding region: 118-672 (184 amino acids)
Source: RefSeq, a predicted model, not a curated record
UCAUUGCACAUGCGGAUAUAGUCACUUUGUGGUAAGUACUGUUGCGGGAUGUUGAAAACAAAAUAUAAAUAAGUCGUUAUAGGAAAGCUUAUAUUUUGCCAGAAUACGUUGUGUAAAAUGGUGUAUAAAUUUAUUUUAUUUUCAAUAAUUGGGAUUACGAUUACAGACAAAGCAAUCGGAACAGAAUGUUUGCAAUGUGUAGAUGGUAGCAUAAGCCCACAAAAUAUCGCAGAUUUAAUACCAGAUUAUGUCAAAAAAUUAAGCAGCCCAGAGUGUCCGCGUGCAACGUCGGCAACAAAGGGAUCAAAAGUUAUAUUUGGUCCAUGUCCAAAUAAUCAAACUGACAGAUGUGGUACUCUCCGCGGAAGUGUUAAAUUGUCAUUGAAAUCGUUCGGUUCAGAAGCCACAGUGACGUUCUUUUUAAGAGAUUGUUUUGCGGUGAAUAACAACACAGCGUCUGGAUGUUACACAGACCAAAAUAUAUUAAAUGAUCAGAAAGCCAACCUUGAAAAGAAAUUUGGGAAUGAUCUUAAAACAUUUGGUGUAGAAGUUGAAGAUAUACAAAAUGGAGAGUUCUGUAUCAACAAAGAUGGUACCAAUAAGUCUUGCACAUUAAUGUAUUCAUCAAUGUGGUUACUAAUCAUGUUAAUGCUGGUACCACUUAUUGUAUAAAGACUAUAUUGUACUUGUACAAUUACGGCAGCAUAGCUUACAUGCAAAAAAAUACCGUCUCCACUGCUUUGUUUUUUGUUUGCAAUUUUUGUAAAUACGUACAUAGUAUCAUUGGACUUGAGAAUUCUCCUCUUAUGUGUUGCCAACUUAUAAUUUCAACAGCAAGGAUAGUAAAUUCAACAGCUUUGUUUUCAUACUAGUAUCUGUAUUAGUGUUCUGGUUUAUCAUCUAUGCCUUUUUGGUAAUAAAGCUUCUAAUAUCAA